AUGCCCAAAGAAAUUAAAAAACAAAAAGAACGUAAAGUUUACUCAGAACCUUCGUUAGAACAAAUUACAGCAUUAAAAAAAAGAGCUGUUGUUGAUAAUACACACAAAUCUACUCAAAAUUGGCUAAAACAAUUCGAAUUAUAUCGUCAAGAUACAAAUCUUCCAGGAACUAUUGAAGACAUUGCUGAUGUUAAACAAUUAGAAGAUGAGCUUAUUAAAUAUUUUACAGUUAUGAGAAAAAAUAAUGAAACUCCUUAUUCAAUCAGUUCAAUUCAUUUAUGGACUGUUUUAAAUGGAAAAUUUUAUGAAUUAUCAAAACUGGGAUAUAAUGAAAUAAAGGAUUCAAAUGCUUUAACUUUAGAAGAAAUUAAAAUUAUUUUAAAUAAUUCAACUACUUCUAAAGAAUCUCCACGUGAAGCUUCUAAUUUUAUUAAACAAAAAAAUGAAGAAGGUUAUAUCAUAAAGAUUUAUAAAUCCAAGACAAAUCAAAGAACAGCAGAUUGUCCGGGACAAGCAGAAACUUUCAACAUUCCCAAUUUAUCAGAU
This is a messenger RNA of Acaulospora morrowiae, 546 nucleotides long. The record is from the annotation of a GenBank genome assembly. Lineage: Eukaryota; Fungi; Glomeromycota; Glomeromycetes; Diversisporales; Acaulosporaceae.